AUGGAAAAGCUUAUCCGUGAGAGAAAAUCACUUGAUCCACGACUCAAGCGUGUGUCCGAUAUGGUGGCAAAAUUAGAGCCAGAAACGGCUGAAGAAAUCGAGAUAGAAACAGAACUCGACGUUCUCGGUGAUAUUUGGAGUGCCUAUUGUUCAGUGCACAAAAGAAUUUUGGACGUGAGUGAUAACGACGAAUUGUACGAUGAUGCUGUGCAGCAUCAAUGCCGUGUAGAAAAGUUGAGAAAUCACGAUAACAACGUGGGAGAUCGAUCGUCGUCGCCUAGUGCCAUAAUCAGCCAACUCUCACAGCAACAUGCCGAGCUGCUGAAUAUGAUGGCGGACAGAAUGGCCUCUGGAGCAAACACGUCAACCAUUGUUCACAAUGAUACAGCCAUGCCACUGACGGAUCUGAAACUGCCACGUAUGAACUUGCCUGCGUUUAGUGGAAACUAUUUAGAAUGGCAGUCAUUCAUCGACCUCUUUAAGAGCAUGGUCGAUCAAAAUCCAUCGCUGAAGGAUAGUCAGAAAUUAUACUUCCUCAAAACCAAUCUCACCGGUGAGGCUGCAUCGCUCAUUUCUCAUCUUAAGAUCGAAGAUGCAAAUUACGGUCCAGCUUUGCAAAAGCUCCAAUCACGCUACGAUAAACCACUCGAGAUAGCUCACAAACACAUCGAACGCUUUCUCAAUCAACCAGCCCUGACAUCACCGUCUGCUCAUGGAUUGCGUUUGCUUCACGACGUCUCCGACGAGGUUGUUCGAGCUCUCCAAGCCAUGCAAAGGGAGGACCGCGAUACUUGGUUAUUAUUCAUCCUCAUUCAGAAAUUGGAUCACGAAACCAAGCAGCUUUGGUACCAGAUGGUUGCUGACAUGCCCGAAGAGAACAUAACCCUGAAGAUGUUUCUCGCUUUCAUCGAUUCACAUAGUUUCGCUCUGCAAUCUGCGCAACCUGUUAAGCCGCGAACAAUUGUGUCCAAGCCACCUGUGAAGCCACCGUAUAGAGGAGCAACAACAUUCGUUGCCACCAACAUUUCUUCAAAUUGCAACGUCUGUGCCAAAUCAGCUCAUCCACUUUACCAGUGCGGUAAAUUUGUUCAUAUGAGCUCAGAGGAGAAGCUUUCCCUUAUCAACUCACAAAUGCUGUGUCGCAAUUGCUUAAAAGAUCAUCGUGGUGAAUCGUGCAGAUCCGGGAAUUGUCGGAAAUGUGGCUUACUCCACCACACCCUGCUGCACGCUGCCCUCACGCCAACAUCGCAUGCUGUCCCCAAUAGUGGUAGUCUGGCCGCACAAUCAUUGAUUUCGGCCCUCGAUGCUCCCACAUAUUUCGAUGCUUCCAACGUACUCCUCGCCACAGUGGCCAUAAACGUACUGGACAAGCAAGGACGGCCACAUGCAUGUCGCGCUGUGCUUGAUUGCGCAUCUCAAGUAAGUUUUAUCAGCCAGAGUUUUUGCAACGAACUUGGUCUCGAGUUGCAAGAAGCUGAUAUGAAUCUCGAAGGUAUCUCGGCUACACCUGCGCAUGCAGACAAAUGCGUGCCAAUCGUCAUAACAUCCCGAUGCACGGACUAUCGCACCACAGUUCCGUGUAUGGUGUUAGAAAGAAUCACUAAAACGCUUCCUGUUAAACCAGCGAACAUUGACGGUUGGCCCAUGCCGCAUUCAAUCAACCUAGCCGACCCAGUGUUUCACCGUCCAGGUAAAAUCAGCGUGCUCCUCGGCAUUGAAUUAUUCUUCCAGUUGCUUGAGCCUGGAAAGAUCAUCCUGAGUCCUGAUGGCGAUCUACCAACCUUGCAGAACACCAAGCUAGGUUGGGUGGUUGCUGGUCGCUAUCGUAAACCCACCAUCUCACCAUACACGAAGUCUUCGACGUGUUUGUUGACCACCUCUGACGAUAACCUCAAUCAUCAGUUGCGUAGAUUUUGGGAGUUAGAGGAAUGCUGCACAUCUACGCCCCACUUCAGCGAGGAGGAAAAAUUGUGUGAAGAUCACUUUCACAAACACACCACUCGUGACGACACUGGAAAAUUUAUUGUUCGCUUGCCGUUCCUUCAUCCCCCGAGUCAACUUGGAGACUCCAGACAAACAGCCGAAAAGCGUUUGUUUCAAAUCGAGAAAAAAUUGCAAAGAAACCCGCACCUGAAACAGGAGUACCAUGCAUUUCUUCGGGAAUAUUGUGAACUUGGUCACAUGACACUUGCCGAAGAAGCAUUUCCGAGAGUUGCCGUAUACCUCCCCCAUCACUGUGUGGUUAAGGAGAAUAGCUCCACCACGAAAUGUCGCGUCGUGUUUGAUGCCUCAGCCAAGACCACCACUGGCAAGUCACUGAAUGAUAUGCUGAUGUGUGGUCCCGUUCUGCAAGACUCAAUAGUCGACAUUCUUCUCCGAUUCCGAUUCCCGUCCGUUGUAAUUAUCGGCGACAUUAAACAAAUGUAUCGCAUGAUCCAAAUCCACGAAGCGGAUCCUUUGGCGAUGGUCUAG
Toxorhynchites rutilus septentrionalis is the source of this 2472-nucleotide messenger RNA. RefSeq lists its product as uncharacterized. Lineage: Eukaryota; Metazoa; Arthropoda; Insecta; Diptera; Culicidae. The transcript has 2 exons. The record is from RefSeq and is a predicted model, not a curated record. The coding region runs from base 1 to 2472 and encodes 823 amino acids.